Staurois parvus is the source of this 571-nucleotide messenger RNA. The record is from the annotation of a GenBank genome assembly. Lineage: Eukaryota; Metazoa; Chordata; Amphibia; Anura; Ranidae.
GAUGGCUCAAGCACUCAGGGGCACCACAGGACACGGGUGGUCAGUGCACACACAGGGGGCGGUUCGGAACACGGGUGGUCGGUGCACACAUCGGGGACAGUUCAGGACACGGGUGGUCAGUGCACACAGCAGGAACAGUUCAGGACACGGGUGGUCAGUGCACGCAACAGGAACAGUUCAGGACACGGGUGGUCAGUGCACACAGCGGGGACAAUUCAGGACACGGGUGGUCAGUGCACACAGCGGGGACAAUUCAGGACACGGGUGGUCAGUGCGCACAACAGGAACAGUUCAGGACACAGGUGGUCAGUGCGCACAACAGGAACAGUUCAGGGCACUCACGGUAAGCAGCUUGCAGACCCUCAGCGGCAGGCGGCUCCAGACAGGGAUGACCAGCGGUCAGCGUUCCAGGGACAACCAGCGAUCAGCAGACAGUAGCAGCUCCCAGGGCACUCAGCAGAAGACAGCCUCCAGGGACACGCAGCCACGGAUAGUAUGCAGGCCCCCUCAGCAACAACUCCCAGGGCAUUCAGCAGCAGCAGACAGGGUGCAAGGGUGCUCAGUAGACAGG